UUGAAUGACUACAACGAAAAGCAAAACGAAGAAGAAUGACGAACCAACGGGACACUCGGAAGUUCCACGAAGGAGUCAAAACAGUAGCGCCGAUUGUUUUAAGAAGCCAAGUGUUAUCGGUAUGGCAGACUUGCCAUUGUAUUUAACCAAUAGUAACAUCUCACUGGGACAAACUAUGGAAACUGAUAAAAGUCCAGAAGAGGCCACGGACUUGGGUAUGGGGGCGAUGGGUGACUCAGCGGAGAGGCAGGUGAGGGUCAAGGUUCCCCGCAGGACAAUCUACUUUGCAAGUGGUGACACCUUGGAGGAGUACAGUACUGAUGAGGAGGAGGAAGAGGAAGAUCCAGGGAAGGACAAGGCUGUUGCUGUGGAUACGUCUAAAAUGACCUGGGGGCCAUACUUUUGGUUCCACCUGUGGAGAAUGAGCACCUCUACUAUCUCAGUAUGUGACUACAUGGGAGAGAAACUUGCCUCUCUGUUUGGCAUCACUACUCCUAAAUACCAGUAUGCUAUCGAUGAGUACUACCGUAUGAAGAAAGAGGAAGAGGAGGAAGAAGAGGAGAAUCGUCUGGCUGAUGAGGCAGAGCGGAGAUUCGCAGAGCAGCGCAUGGGUGGCAAGCAGGAUUGUGCUGCUCCUGAUGUUGAACAGCCUGUAGCAGCCACUUCCUUUGUAAAUGUCUCCUUUGACCACAAGCCCGAAGCUUGUCUCGGCAGCCCUGACAACAUAGUGCCUUGUUCUCUACCAUCCUGAGAACUCAGACCCAAAACCUGAUAAAAAUCCCAGACUUGUAGCAACUGAAAUGAACGCUAAUAUACUUAUUUGUAAAGAUAGAUAAUACUUUUUAUAUGUAUUUGUUUUGUUAAAACUGGAUUUACACCAUGCAGGGAAAGUUGGUGUAUUUUUCCCUGUGUUUUUUUUCUUAAUAUUUAUCAAUAUUGUUCAAUUUCCUAAUCUUUCUAUGCAUCUUGACUUGUGAAAUCAAUUCACUUUCAAACCUUUAAUUUCAAACUCCUAUAUAAUAAUUCCAUAUGCCCCAGAUGAACGUAGACUGGAUUGAGAUAAUAUUCUAAUCCUUUACAGUAUACUGCAUAUAUUUAUACUUAAACUGAUCUUUCAGGUACUCAAGUCUAAAGAAGGUUAUCAUUUUAUACUAAUUUAAUAAAGUUAUUUUCUUUUUUCCAA
This is a messenger RNA of Doryrhamphus excisus (bluestripe pipefish), 1183 nucleotides long. It is a transcript of the gene fam177a1a, whose product is annotated as family with sequence similarity 177 member A1. Lineage: Eukaryota; Metazoa; Chordata; Actinopteri; Syngnathiformes; Syngnathidae. The record is from RefSeq and is a predicted model, not a curated record.